AUGAACAAAGACAUCGAAUUAGCUGGCCUCUGCCAGGCAGACGGCGCCGCCGGCCUCGUAUGGCAAGACAUCAAGGUGUCGGUCCCGGCCAAGCGUUCUCUCGGCUCACGACUGUUCAAGUCCUCCAGCGCUGCAACAGCCGAUGCUUGGAGCGAGAAGAUUCUGCUCGAGAGACUUUCCGGCAGCAUCGUUCCCGGUGAGAUGCUUGCCAUCAUGGGCCCCUCGGGUGCUGGCAAGUCUACUCUGCUAGACGUGCUCUCCGGUCGCAAACAGCCUACCUCUGGCCACGUCACCGUCCCCAUCUCUGCACAUGACGUCAAGAGCAUCUCUUCGUACGUCGAGCAGUCCGACUCGCUUCUCGGUGUGCUCACCGUCCGCGAGACCAUCUGGUACUCGGCUAAACUCUCUCUUCCGCCUUCCACCCCGCUCUCCGCCAUCGACCAACGGACCGACCUCGUCCUCCGCGAUCUCGGUCUGACUUCAGUCGCAAACCAGAAGAUUGGCACCCCGAUUCAACGCGGCAUCAGUGGUGGCCAGAAACGUCGUGUUAGCAUCGGUUGCUCGCUCGUCACCUUGCCCAAGAUUCUGUUUCUCGACGAACCCACCAGUGGUCUGGACACCUUCACCGCGUACGAAGUCAUUUCGGCGAUCCGAGCGCUGGCCACAAAACAUGGCAUCGCAGUUUUGGCUACAAUUCACAGUCCCAACUGGGAAAUCUUCAGCUGCUUUGACAAGACGCUGCUGUUGAGUAAAGGCAGGACAAUCUAUCAAGGCAAAGUCGGUGGCGUGAAAGGCUGGUUCGAGGGGUUGGGUUGGAAGUGUGGCGAGAACACGAACCCUGCCGACUUCAUGGUUUCCUUGGUGAACGAUGAUUUUAUGCAAGGUGGUCAGACUGAGGCUGAGGAGGUGACGAUGCAAGCCAAGGUCAGGAAGGGUGAUACGAAAGGGUUCGCUGAAGCUUGGGCAAACUACGCUUCGACGAGGGUUACUGCUGCUACGAUGCGACGCUUGUCCAUUAGCAGUCGCAGUAGCGGCCAUCCUUCGGCACCGAUUGGGGCAGAAGCAGCUCCAAGCAGCAAAGAGCAAACCAAACACGAAGCCUUCAAGCCAUCACGCUCUUCUCACGCCUCUAGCCCUUCUGUUGAGGAAGGAUCGAGCGCUCUAUCCGUCCAGUUGUCGCGAACGAUCACCUUGACACGUCGCAACUUUGUCAACUACUCUCGCAACCUUCUCGCGUAUGGGGUUCGUCUGUCCAUGUACAUCGGUAUGGGCAUCCUGCUCGCCACGGUCUGGGUCAAGCUUGCUCAAACAUCCACUCGAAUCAACGACCGACUGUCGGUGCACUUCUUCUCGGUCGCGUUCCUCGGCUUCAUGUCGGUCGCUGGCAUCCCUUCGUUCCUCGAGGAACGCUCGGUCCUCCUCCGCGAGGCUAACAACAACCUCUACGGUCCGCUGCCCUUUACGCUCGCCAACACAAUCUCGACUCUGCCGCUCCUGUUCCUCUGUAGCACACUGUUUUCGAUUAUCUGCUACUGGUCCAUUGGCUUGCAUCCUGGUGCGGACACGUUUUUCCGAUUCCUCGCAUACCUGUAUGCUGGAGUGGUGGCUGCUGAGUUCCAAGCUCUGCUCAUCGCUGCGGCGCUACCGAUCUUUGUAGCCGCGCUCGCUGUCAGCGCGUUCCUCAACGGAUUCUGGAUGUGCGUCCAGGGCUACUUUAUUCGAAGUGUCAACCUGCCCAGGUUCUGGUACUACUGGGCGCACUGGAUCGACUACGAGACCUACGCUUUCAGCAUGCUCGUUCAGAACGACUUCAACGGCUUGGUCUUUAGCUGUUCCGGCUCGCUCCAGGCUGGCGACUGUAGCUGCGAGUUCCCCAGCAGUCUGAUCGCUAAGGGAACGUGCGCGCUUCGCGGAGAGGAUGUCGUCGAGGCCUUGCAACUUGGAAACAUCAGCAUAGCGCUUGGCGCUGGAAUUCUGGUCGCCAUCAUUGUCGUUUACAGAGUCUUGUUCUACGCUGCCCUGCGAUGGCAGCUCAAGUAG
Molecule: messenger RNA, 2040 nt
Organism: Mycosarcoma maydis (corn smut)
Lineage: Eukaryota; Fungi; Basidiomycota; Ustilaginomycetes; Ustilaginales
Exons: 1
Coding region: 1-2040 (679 amino acids)
Cellular component (GO): membrane
Molecular function (GO): ATP hydrolysis activity; ATP binding; ABC-type transporter activity
Source: RefSeq, a predicted model, not a curated record